Messenger RNA from Rubroshorea leprosula, 708 nucleotides. The record is from the annotation of a GenBank genome assembly. Lineage: Eukaryota; Viridiplantae; Streptophyta; Magnoliopsida; Malvales; Dipterocarpaceae.
AUUAGGUAAUUAUAUUUCUACCCAGAUGGGAAAUUUAUGUCAUGUUCUGGUCAAAUGAUGAAUCAGGUUGUCGGUAGGGUAGGGUCGGCUGGAUAAGAUUGUCGGAAUGGCAGCGAAAGAGGGAGGGAGUGAAGGGGAAGAGUUCGUUUACAGGAUUAGCACGGCCAAGGAGUGGGAAGAGUUGCAGAAAAAUGGGUCUAUUUUUGGCGGAGAGCUUGAUCAGUCCACUGGUUGCUUCCAUCUGAGCAAUCUCGAUCAGGGACGGCCAACGUUGCAGAAAUUUUUCAUGAAUGUGAAGGAGGAUUUGUAUCUUCUUCAAAUUGAUGCUAAGAAGCUUGGGGAUGGAUUGAUAUAUGAAUUGGUAGAUGGUGUCGACUGAUUCCCUCAUUUCUACGGUCCAUCUCGAAGCUUUUGCCCUCUUCCUUUAGAUGUUGUUACAAAAGCAGAGAAGCUCUCUCUAUCUGGAGGCCAGUACAGUUGUAGUCUGCUAAAUUAGAAUUGUCUCAACCACAAGAUCUCCAUUCUUUGUGGUGAAAGAAAUAAUGUUGAGUUGGCCAUGUAUGAUGUCUGCACUAGGGACUGCUGCAACUAUCUUUUGUCCAUACCAUGGUUUGUAUGAAUCUUAAAAAAUGUAUUGUAGCUGCUGUCCUUACAAAUUACAUGUGGUUGUAUUCAUCAUAUUACUUGAAAUAAAAGUUUCAUCACACG